AUGGACACUGCCCUGAUCGACAAUGCGGAAUCCAACUUACCCGUCGACGGCCUAAAGGUUGAGCGCAGGACAGAAGAUAUAGGCACGGCCGCGGAGAAGGGUAGCGGGGCGGAGGCGUCCGAGGCGGCUGUGGAGAUAGCCGCACCGGCGGAGGAGGUUCAGGCGGAUAGAGCUGGAGAAGGAGAACUGGCAGGAGGAGCCGCCGAAGGAAGCGAGGCACCAGCGGAGGUCCCUUCAGCCGACGUUGCGGCUGCACAGGCAGCAGAGGAGGGCGCUACGGAGGUGGAGACUACGAAGGCGGAGGAUGAGAGUACCAGUGCGGUACCGGAAGACAAGGAUGGACAGGAUGGCGGAGACGAGACUCACCCGGCCAGCGAGAUCGUCCGUACCGACACGCCUGGAUCUCGGACCUCUACACCACCCCCUGGCGCCGUCACUGCGCCCAAGAAGUUCUCGGCUGUCAAUGUCACGAAGAAGUUCCUGUCCAAGACGGCUCAGCCAUCUCCUGUACCCUCUCCCGGAACAAAACUGGGUCUCAACGGCCGUCCCUCCGCUUCUCCCGUACCCAUCUCAUCUUCUUCAUCGCGCCUCCUAUCCACAACACUCACCACCGCCCCUCUCGCCAAAUCAUCCGCAUCCUCCACUCCCCCCGUUCCUGCCGUUUCGGCAUCGUCAUCCGCAUCGCCAUGGGCCAAGCCUGCCGCAGCUCUCGAGACGACGUCCGAGACCUCCACACAGCAGACAAAGCGGUCUCUAGGGAAUAUGGCGUCUAGUACGAGCCAGGGCCAGGGACAGGCGCAGGGAUCAGCAGCAUCCAAGACGGUAGCGUGGAGGUCGGUCGUUCCUGAAGGAAGGUCAAGAAUAGGGAUGUCUAGGGAUUUCCCCACGGCAAGGGAGAUUGCAGAGGGAGAGUCUAGAUUAGGCAGGGAGAUUGCGGAAGGCAAGAUGCAGGCGCAGUUGGCGGCGCAGCAACAGGCGGCACAUAAUCAGGCGCUAUUGAAGAGUCUGAAUGCUUUCACGCACCUCGAUUCGGCGCAUCGCUGGGACGACGACGAUGAUGGGGACGACGUGAUUGAUUUCGGCGACGGCUCGGACUUACCCCCUCUCCCCACACCCAUCGAUGUAGCACCUCCGGCGGCCAAGCCCGAGCGCUACGUUGCAGCAGACGAUUUCGACCGGAGCUGGCCACGCAAAGCCCCCGUCGAAAUCGCCGGGCGUCGGGAAGAACGCGUCCUGUUCAACGCGAAUUCCAAUCGGCUCGAACCGUCUUUACCUCGUCAAGCUCCACCACCUGCACCUACCCGGCUCAUGUCUCGGAACAGCGACCAAUCUGUCCGACCACCUACAGCUGCUGGACCGUCAAUACUGGAUCGAGCGCUUCCGCCACAUCAGCAGCAGCAACCCGGGAAUCGGGCGUUACCGCCCCAUAUGGCCGGGAUGCAGCAGGAGGCACCGCGGGCUAUGGGCUCGGCGCCACCGGCAGCGGCUGGAAGGCCUGCUUGGAGCAUGCCCCGGGAUAUGGGCAGGCCAGCGCCAGCACCAUCAGCUGUGCCCGAGCGGGAAAUUACGCGACCAGCUGUCCGUUCUCCCGUCAAAUCUACGACAAACCUCCCUUCGCGUCCUACUUGGGAACAACAAGCUGCUCAGCCCCAACAAUCUGCACCCCGCCCUCCUCCGCCUACCCAAACUCCAUCAUCACAAGCACCACCACCACCCACACAGCCAAGCGUCACUUCGCCACCCGCCGUUUCCGCCUCAUUAGCAGGAGGGAAGGUGGACGAGCAGACGGCCGAGAUGCAUACGGCGGCGGAACGGGCGCGUCUGAGGAGGUUGGCGGAAGAGGCAGAGCGGAGUGCGGCGAUGGAACGAGCAAAGAGAAAGGCAAAGGAGCUGGAAGAAAGGUUGGGCAUCAAGUCCGCCGCGCCGGCAGCACCAGCUGCGGCACCCGCACCUGUCGCUGCUCCACCACCGCCACCGCCCACAAUCCUACGCCGACCAAUGCCUGCGGCACCAGCUCCACCGCCCGGCUUGGCUCCAAGCACGUCCGCGCCUCCUCCACCCGUCCUCGCACCCGCGCCCGCCGGGCCGAAGCCCGAACCCUCUCGACAGGUCGAAUCCUCCUGGCGGGCCCGGCCGACCUCUAGCGCGGCAGAACCACCCAAGGCCAACGGCCCGGUACCUCCAGCUGUGGCGGAGAAGUCAACAAUGCCUGCUCAGCCAAGAGUGGACCCCAUCCGCCAAGCUCAUGCGCACGCCGAGCGGAGUCUCCAACAGGCGAUCCAGGCCCAGCCUGCUCGAGCGUCACCACCGCACAUACAGGCGGAAGCACCUCAGCCUGUGGUUCCUCAGGCUGCUGCACCGUCAGCGACCGUGCCGGCGCUGAUAGAGGCGGUGGUUCGUCUACCUGGGCAAGCAAUGCUGCCCGAGUCGGACCAGCCGCCGCGGAAAGACAGCGGAUUCGACAGCAUGUUGGCGAGGAUACAAGCUGCUAUGGCUGAGGCUCGGCUUGUUGCUCCUCCCAUCAUCGAGUCUGUUCUUCCGCCUGCCCCUGCCCCAUUACCAGCGGCCCCCGCUGCUGCUAUCGCCCAAAUCACCCGCUCUCCGCCCAAAGCACCAUCGCAACCCCCUAAACCCACCCUUCCGCCCCUCCCCUACUUCUUCGACGUGACCCACACCCACCCACCACGCUCCCCACCUCCCGCCUGGCGGACAUAUACAGUCCGCCUCCCCUCUUCCCACUCUCCCCGACCGACCAUCUCCCCCGCCCGCCUCAAAUCAUCCCAAACACCCCUUUCACACCCCCAGGGUUGGCUCCUCGUCUUCCAGCCUCCUCUGGAUCUUCCCCCAAAUACUAUACUGGCGGACCAACUCCUCCCCCGCCCUAUCUAUCAGCAGCGAUUUGGACGACCCCUCGACUCGGCGCCGAUCGUCUCAAUCUCCCCACGCAAGCUGGAACCGUUCGAGCGGAAGAAGAAAAAGUCGUCCAUGUCGCCUGUAAAGAGUCUGCGCGGGAUGGAGUUGAUGCCGCCCCCGUCGUCGGCGGAGAGCCUGAUGGCGCCCACUCAGCCUGCAUAUGGCUGGCAGCGUGGCGAUAGAGCUGCGGGAUCAUCGACGUGGACUACUCCGGCCGCAUUUGCGGCGGCGACGGUGGCACCUCCGGCAGUAUCGAUCGAUACUGCCCACUUAUCGCCCGACGCUUCGGAAGGCGCCGACCCCUCCGCUCUUGGUCUUUCCCAGAUCAAGAAGCCUCGAUCGCCUGUCAAAUCGUCGCCCGCUGCCAAGGCGGAGAAGGAGGGGCAAUUUGCCCAGGAGGCAGUCUCGGUCGGCCCGAUCGCUCGGUCCCGUCCGGUUGAAGUCAAGCCGGGCGUAAGAUUUAUGGCUUCGUCUGAGUUGGAAGGGGACAGCUUGCUGGAUGAGGUCAAUAAGAUGAGCUUGGAGACGGUCGGCGAGGGGUGGGGAGGGGAUGAGAAGGAUGAUGUCUCAAAGACACCCGGAUCCGAGACCCCUAAAACGCCCCCAUCGCUCAGUGCCGGCUCGUCCCGCGGUCAACCGUCUUCUCCAGGUGGUGCAGGAACACCUUGGUCUCGCUCCACUCCGCGCAGUGCGACUCAGCACGACCAUAUCAAGUCGGUAUGGGAUCUCGCUGGGUCAGCCGACGCUACCCGCCCCGUACCCAGCACUAUCGCCGAUAUUCCCCUUCCUCCUCCCCUCGUCUCUGCCCCGUCGGCUCAAUCGGCCCAGUCCGACUCAUCAGCGCCCAUGUACCCUUCCCUCAAUACCCCCUCGUCUGAGCAAAUCCCCGCCAUGCCCCUUCCCUCCAGCUCAGCACUCGGCUACCCUCAAUCCUCCAACUCGCCAUUCUCUCCUGGGUCUCACGGGGCCUUCAUGCGCCCUCCGACCAAUGCGCACGGGUACGCCUAUGCUCCCAGCCCGACCGGCUCCGCCGAGCCGUACUCUGCCGCAGCACUCGCCGCUCGGCCCAACGGCGGCUUCUCGUCCCCUUGGUCCCCUGCUGCUUUUGGCGCGUCGAUGCCAUCGCCAGGUUACGGCUACACCGGCAAACAGCAAUCAUCGCUGCCCGACCCAAAAGCCACCGAAAACUCGUACGCCUACUCGCAAGCCGCGGCUUUCGCCCAGGCGCAACAACAGCGAUAUGCCCAGGCGUAUGUGCAGCAGGCCCAAGCUCAGGCCCAGCAAGCGCAGGUGGCGGCGUACCAGCGGGCGUAUGGGUACGGGUAUACACCGCAGGCGGCGGUGCAGGCGCAAGCGCAAGCCCAGGCUCAGGCCGCGGGACAAGGUGGACCGCGCGCUGCGGUGGGCGGAGGGAGGUUUGGGCAGGUCCAACCACAAGGCCAGGUCCAAGUUCAGCCGGGUGCGAAUGGGGAUUAUACGCAUGGCCAGGCUGUAACGGGAUAUGGCGAAGGUGGAUACUACGCCGCGGUCGGAGCGGGACAGCAGUCACAACGACAUCUCGCGGCGCAGAGCAGUCCUGUGUAUGGGCAAUCACCACUUCCUCACUCGCACCCGCACGCUCAUGGACAUGGGCAUCAUCAACAACAGCCGGGCCAGCCGCAGACCCCACAGCAACAACAGCCGGGGCAGGCGUAUGGUGCAGGGGCGGUGGGACAGCAGAUUAUGAGGGGGCAGAGGAAGAUGUGGUAG
This is a messenger RNA of Dioszegia hungarica, 4662 nucleotides long. RefSeq lists its product as uncharacterized. Bases 1 to 4662 code for a protein of 1553 amino acids. The record is from RefSeq and is a predicted model, not a curated record. The transcript has 5 exons. Lineage: Eukaryota; Fungi; Basidiomycota; Tremellomycetes; Tremellales; Bulleribasidiaceae.